AAAAAAAGGCCAAAAGAUGAUGAGCUUCACUCAGAUUCAUCAAAACAAUGGUCAUGAAGAUCACGAUGAAGGUCAUGCUCGCAUCCAAGCCUUGAUCCUAGCAUGUGGACACACAUACCCAGCUGCCAUAAACGCAGCCAGUGAUCUAGACCUCUUUGAUAUCAUCGCAAAGGGAAGCCCCAACAAUGGCGGCGCUCUUGUUUCUGUGUCUGAGAUUGCUUCUCAGCUUCCUGUUCUGACCUCCAAGGUUUCCAUAUCAAAACUCGAUCGCCUGCUUCGUUUUCUGGUGAGCUUCUCAGUCCUCACUUUCUCUGCUCGCUCCAACGAAGACGGAAGCAUAGAGAAGCUGUAUGGACUGUCCCCCACCGGAAAAUACUUCGUCAAGAAACAGGACGGUUCUCCCACUUGGGCUUCCUUGUUCCACAAGCUGUCCUACCACCCAUACAUGGCUCGAGUCUGGCUAAACUGCAAGGAGGCGGUUCUAGACGGAGGAGUGGACAUAUUUAAGAAAGUGAAUGGGCAGAGGAUGUACGAGUACGUGGAGAAGGACUUAGAGCUGAAGAACUUGUUUCAGAGGACAAUGGCCGAAAUAUCUGCACUGCACAUGGAGAAGAUUCUGAAGUGUACCAAGGGUUCGAAGGCAUAUCUCAGCUUGUGGACGUGGCUGGUGGUAUUGGUCAAAGCCUCAAGAUGAUCAUCUCCAAGUAUCCUUGCAUGCAGGGUGUCAACUUUGACCUGCCACAUGUCGUCCAAGAUGCCCCUCACUUCCCAGGACUAACACAUGUAGGAGGGGACAUGUUCAAGAGUGUACCAGAAGGAGAAGCUAUAAUGAUUAAGGGAACAACUCAUAACUGGUCAGAUGAGAAGUGCGUGCAACUUUAAUUUUUAGUAAUUGCCGAGAAGCAUUGAAGGAAGGUGGGA
Messenger RNA from Neltuma alba, 921 nucleotides. Its product is annotated as isoliquiritigenin 2'-O-methyltransferase-like. NCBI's taxonomy places the organism in Eukaryota, Viridiplantae, Streptophyta, Magnoliopsida, Fabales, Fabaceae. The transcript has 4 exons. Gene Ontology annotation, molecular function: protein dimerization activity; O-methyltransferase activity. The record is from RefSeq and is a predicted model, not a curated record. The coding region runs from base 17 to 694 and encodes 225 amino acids.